Messenger RNA from Coccidioides immitis RS, 903 nucleotides. RefSeq lists its product as uncharacterized. NCBI's taxonomy places the organism in Eukaryota, Fungi, Ascomycota, Eurotiomycetes, Onygenales, Onygenaceae. The transcript has 2 exons. The coding region runs from base 1 to 903 and encodes 300 amino acids. The record is from RefSeq and is a predicted model, not a curated record.
AUGCCCUCUUCUUGUUCUAGUUGCUCUAGUCGCUCGGGAACGUCUACAGUCUACUAUGGACACACUGCCUUCACCGAAUUCUCUGGGCAGGUCCGUCAUCUCUGUCAGGUUCUCUGGCCGCAGUCGUCUCCAGAAGGCACGACCAUCGAGCGCCUUACUGGAGGCUCGUAUAAUCGAGUUAUAGGUUUGUCAAUCGACAAUGUCAACACCGAUGCUAUAGCACCACCACAGGCUGCCCGUUUCAUUCUUCGCAUCCCACGAUUUGAAAGCGCUCAGGUCGAGAAUCAGAUCGCCACUCUUAGCUUUCUCAAACAGCGGACGCAAAUACCCAUUCCGAAAAUUGUUCUAUUUGAUCUGACGCCAGAGAAUGCGAUUGACAGCCCGUAUACGGUUCAGUUGCGGAUCUCGGGUCUUGACUUGCAAACAGGCUAUCAAACACUGUCCCACGCGCAGCGUUGCUCCUUUCUUGGGACUGUUGCGGAGGAGAUGGAUGCGCGCGGUUGUUUUGGUGAGAGCGAGAUGGUGCUUUGCCACACAGACCUCAGCCCGCGGAACAUUAUGGUCGAAGCUGCCCCGGACGGCUCACUCCGAAUAUGUGGCAUUCUGGAUUGGGACGGGGCUGUAUUUGGUCCGCGAGUUAUGUCAUGUGCCCCUCCUUCAUGGAUAUGGCAGUGGUGCGAAGACGGAGAGGAAGACGAGGCGACUGCUAGCCUUGACCCUCAGGAUCCUCAACUCCGCGAGUUAAAGUCGAUCUUCGAGGAGGAGGUCGGGCAGGACUUGCUAAACCUUGCAUAUCUUCCCCACCACCGGCUCGCUCGAAGGCUAUGUGACUUUGCACUGUACGGAAUCAGUUGCAAAGAACACAUAGACAACGCUGAUAGGCUCUCGGCGGAAUGGCAGUAG